AUGGAGGAUGUGGUUCUUGUGUCCAGUACAGGUAUAGACACCUCCUCCCCAAAUUCGCUGAGCAACAACUCGCCUGUUCAUUCAAGGUUGACCAGGACUAUCUCCAAAUUUGCCUUCGAAGGGUCAGUCAGUAAUAUCACUACUACCACUACUACCACUACCAAGACUGGUUCUUUUGUGUCAAGUGCUGUCGAACUCGAAACUCUGGAUGCCCAACAUGUCACUAUAACUACUACUGUGUCUAAAGAGCUGACCGUGAAUCACUCACCGCAGGCUUCCAAGGAGAAGAAGAAGAAGCGAAAGAAGAGCGCUACUACUAAAUCUUCUGAAACCAGCAAAAAGAGUGUUGUGAAAAAGACACGAAAACCAAAAGAAAAAGUGCCAGCUACGCUUAAUGAACGAAUGGUCGCUAUUUUUGAAAAGUCUGCACUUAUAACAGUACCUGAUGAGUACCGUGGUAAUGUUGAUCCAUCUCAUCAUGGGAUUGAUAUAACAAGAAAUGAUUCUAACGGCUAUUACAUUAACAAUAACGACCGUAGCGAAAAUAACGACAAUAAAGACGAGAACAAAAAUAGUUAUUAUAAUGAGACUAACGACAAAAGUCAACAAGAUGACAGAAUGGCUGCUAGUAUAAGUAGCACUAUAGCACGACAUGACAUCAGUGCAAAUAAUAGACCAUUUAAUUUUGGCUGUGAUAUCCAACUGAACGAUCCAGACUACGAUAAUGCUAGAUUACUUUCUGGAAAACCAGGAAAAGUCAGGGCUUUGCGUAGAAACCGUCAGAAUCAGGAAAAACAAGACAGAGCUUCCGGACAGAGCAAAAGACUUAAGCCAUCAUAUCAGUUAGAGGCGGUUCCUAAACCCCAAAUUCCUGCUGACUUCCUUGUUUCUGUGGAAGAAGGUUGUCAGAAUAUCAAGCAACUGAAAUUAAUAUUCCCAGACACACCAAAACCGAAGAGACACUGUUCCAGCCAGAGAAACAAUUCUGCUGAAACAAUAUCACCUGUCAGAAAUCGUACCUCUUUUAAUAGAGAAAAAAGAGGUAGCGAAAGUCUAACUAUGUUUGAUCUGGCAUCGAGAAUCCCAUCGGAUAUCUUAUCUCAGGAAAUGCGAAUGUUGGACAGUCGAAGUGAGAAGGAAAACAUUUUUGAUGAAGAAGUGCCCGAGGCUGGUGAUACAGACUCUGAUGAGAGUCCUGAAAUUGCAGUAUCUACUUCAAGUAAGCUAGCUGCAGUUUCUGUAUUAACGCCCAAUAGAUCGUUGGUCUCUGGAUCUGGUAAGAGUAUCACAAAUAGUCGUGCUGAAUUUGAUGACGGUGUACAAGUUCUUACUAAAAAUGUGCAUCCGAGAAGGGUGCUGACUCCACUACUCAAUUCAGAAGUGAGAUCCCAAUCUGACCCUUUUGUUGCAUCUCGAAGCGGUGAUGACAGGACUAGUCAAAACGCUAUAUCUUUACCUCGCUCCAAACGACAAGACAGUAACACAGAAAAAAAUUCAUUUGUAGAGAUCUAUGAAAUCUCCGAUUCUGAGAAUGACUAUGGGUCUCCACUAGUGUUGAGCCAACAACGACCUACGAAUCUACUGUGUAACAGUCCAAUUAGACAAUUAUCAGCAGCAACUAUUAUCACAAUUUCAUCGUCACCGAUUCAUAAUGAAACUGGACCAUCCAAACCAGACAAGUUAAAUUCAAUUGACACGUUUGAUGAAUUUCACUCUUCGUCUCCUCCCAGAGCUUCUCUCAGCAUAUCUUCGGCAAGACGCCUUACUCUGGAACCAGAUAAGAUUUCUGAUAGACUUGCAAACAGCACUGAUGACAGUUAUUCAUUUAACAGUGUUGACGAGGUGCCUCAAUCGCCGGGAUAUGCUGAUAGUGAAAACCUUCUCGAAUAUGCUCCUUAUAUCAUGACAGUUGGUGAACCGUAUAAAGACAUUAUUUCCGGUUCCCCUCCUAACAGAUGUUCCCAACCUAUCUCAAUCCCAUCAUCAUCUAUCUCUACAUUCUCUAGUUUUGGGAGUCAAGAUGAUACUGCAAACAGCAAUGUUCCUAUUACAGAUAUUCACAGUGAACCACAAACCACGGACUUCGUUGAUCCAACUCCUCUGACCGAUAAAACUGCUGAUGAACUGCCACCUCGUACUGAGAAUGUCGACUACAAGUCCAUCUACGAAGCGAUGCCACUGGACGAGUUGAGACGGACAGUUGACAAGUACGGAUUCAAGCCACGAAGAAGUCGUCAGGCCAUGAUCGAGUUGCUAUUAAGCUGUCAUACGGAUACCACCGAUAUCCCUUCCAUCGCAGCUGUCUCACAACCAUCCACAUCCAUGCCGAACUCAGACUCUGACAUGCGGUCCAAACUAUUCACACGCAUAUCAACACAAAUCAGGACCAACCCCCUGGCCAAACCAUGGUGGACUAAAAUGCUUCUCUACGAACCACUCCCACUCGAAUCGUUCCAACGAUUUCUGCAGCAAACACUCUCCAUCGACCUCGACCUCGAACUUGUCCGCUCCUGGUGCGACCACUGCGGAGUCUGUACUCGAGCAUCUGACCCUACUCACUCAGACACGCCAUCCAGUCAGACCUCUGAGACCGAGGUCUAA
Messenger RNA from Sugiyamaella lignohabitans, 2601 nucleotides. RefSeq names its product structure-specific endonuclease subunit (gene slx4). NCBI's taxonomy places the organism in Eukaryota, Fungi, Ascomycota, Dipodascomycetes, Dipodascales, Trichomonascaceae. Bases 1 to 2601 code for a protein of 866 amino acids. The record is from RefSeq and is a predicted model, not a curated record. The transcript has a single exon. Gene Ontology annotation, biological process: DNA replication; DNA repair. Gene Ontology annotation, cellular component: nucleus; Slx1-Slx4 complex.